UGUGUAUCUGUGAAACACAAGCUGUGUUUGUAACAAAACUAAAGAGGUUGAUAUAUCACGAGAGGUCACGACCCUUGAGCUAAAGGUCACUCACAGUUCAUUUACAGGACAAAAGCUUCUCUCUCAUUAACUAAAUACAGCUCAGUGUGGUGUAAAGGGCGUCAAGCGUGUCUGUUUUCUGCGCUGUUGAAAGUUUCUGUGUCAUUUCUGGAUGAUCAUGUGUAAAAGUGUAAACAGGUCGGUGGCAUGACCGCUCAUAUCUCACACGGUAAAAAUAGCAGCUCGCUCACACAGAAUCCUAAAUAGAUAUGAGCUGUAAACACGAGUCUGGAGCCGGCGUGUGACACAGACCUUCUGUCAGCAUCCAACAUGAGAUCAGAGCGGAUUGGCAUUGACAUUCCUGUUUACCAUCUCUCACUGAUCCGAGAACUGUGGGAGGGCCGGGUGAAAACACACAGACAGAAGCAGAAGAAAGAAGAAGAGAGACUCAGCAGAAGUGCUCUGGCCAAGGUGAAUGAACAGUGGCAGUAUCGCAUCGCAUGCAGAAAGUUAAAGAGAGUUGAGGUGGAGACGCUGCAGUGUUAUCUGGAGAGAUCCACUCUCGCACAACUCAACAUUCUGCCAACAGUUAAUAAAGAUAAUGAAGACGAGGACCGAAAAUUUAUUUUUGAGUUGACCGGAAAGAAAUGGAUGAAGUUACCUGAAGAUCUUCAGUACAUGACUUACCUGAAGGAAUGGCACAUCCGUGAAACAAGGAUUCCCGAGAUUCCCGCUUACAUCCAGGCGUUCGUGGAUCUGCGUGUGCUGGACGUCCCGAGGAACGGCCUGACAAAGAUUCCUGUAGAGAUCGGAAAACUCAUCAGCUUAAGAGAAUUAAACCUAAGUUAUAAUAAAUUAACCAUUAUUCCACCUGAACUGGGAGACUGUGAGAAUCUGGAGCGAUUAGAAAUGACGGCAAACUUCAAACUAGAAGAGUUACCAUUUGAGCUGAGGAAUUUGAAAAAACUGAAGCAUUUGGACUUGUCGGAAAACACAUUUGCUAGCAUUCCCAUCUGUGUCCUCCGCAUGGAUGGCCUGAAAUGUUUGGAUAUGAGUAACAACCGACUCAAGGACCUGCCUGAAGACAUCGACAGGAUUGAAGCUUUAGAGACUGUGUUCCUACACAAGAACAAGAUCAAACACAUCCCUCUGUCCAUGAGUAACAUCUCACAUCUGAAGAUGCUGGUGCUCAGUGCGGAUGAGCUCAUCAGCAUCCCCUCCAAAUUGGCGGAUGAUCCUCAGAUCAAAUUAGUCCGAUUAUAUGACAAUCCGAUACACGCUGACGAUGAAGAUGAAACUGCAACGGACGAACGCGACAGAGAAUUCAUGAACACAUACCUGCAAACUCUCGAGGACAGAGAGACUCUCCCAAUAUACACAACAAAAGUGUCCCUGAGCUGUCUUCUGUAAGAACAUCUCAUUCAGCAGUUUUGUGUCCUCAGCAGUAUGAAGUUUCUUCAGUCUUGAAUGAUACGGUUUUAUUUUCUCAUUCCGAGUGUUUUGGAAACAUAGAUGCAGGUUGCAAUGAAUUUCACAUUGUGAUUGCGCAUCUAGUGUAAAUCUAGUUUAUUGUGUGUGUUUGUGACCAAACACGGUUGUUUCACAGCAUGAUGAUAAAAUCUAUUACCUGUUGGACUUGUGAUGUAAUGGCUGUCUAUGAUUUAACUUAUUCCUGUAAAUUUGUUUUACAAAAUGUUAUAUAAGAUAAAAACAAAGAUAAUUUGUUUGCACUUCAUUCUAAUUGAAUCUUUAUGCAUUUUGCCUUCUUGCAUUCAAUAAACACACAAUGU
Messenger RNA from Triplophysa dalaica, 1829 nucleotides. RefSeq names its product leucine rich repeat containing 2 (gene smim22). Gene Ontology annotation, molecular function: protein binding. The transcript has 10 exons. The coding region runs from base 370 to 1449 and encodes 359 amino acids. The record is from RefSeq and is a predicted model, not a curated record. Lineage: Eukaryota; Metazoa; Chordata; Actinopteri; Cypriniformes; Nemacheilidae.